Molecule: messenger RNA, 1317 nt
Organism: Aspergillus tanneri
Lineage: Eukaryota; Fungi; Ascomycota; Eurotiomycetes; Eurotiales; Aspergillaceae
Product: putative MFS allantoate transporter
Exons: 7
Coding region: 1-1317 (438 amino acids)
Biological process (GO): transmembrane transport
Cellular component (GO): membrane
Molecular function (GO): transmembrane transporter activity
Source: RefSeq, a predicted model, not a curated record
AUGGUCGAAAGUCCUCUCUCGAGUCCACCCUCAGGCUCCAAAGAUACUACAGCAGAAAUGCCUACGGUUGCACAUGGCGAGACCAAUCAUGUUGAGGAAGCGUGGAAGGCUCCCAAGCCGAACGAAGGCGACACGGCCAUGGCGCUUUUCCAUGACUCGGAGAUCCAUGAGCCUGUUGACCCGGCUGAAGCGAGAAAGCUACUCUGGAAAAUCGACUUUAUGAUUCUGCCAUAUCUCGCUGUUUGCUAUGCAUUUUUUUAUAUUGACAAAACAACGCUGAGUUAUGCUGCCAUCUUUGGAAUUAGCGAGGAUCUCAACCUCCACGGUACACAAUAUAGCUGGCUUAGCAGUAUAUUCUACUUUGGCUUUCUAGCAUGGGCUUUUCCUACAAAUUUCCUUAUGCAACGCUUGCCUAUCGGGAAAUAUUUGGGAGCGAAUAUAUUCAUGUGGGGCGUCUUUCUGAUGAUCCAAGCGGUGUGCCAUAACUUUGCUACCCUUGCUGUGCUCCGAGCGUUGGGAGGUGCUGCAGAGGCCUGUGCAGACCCAGCAUUCAUGCUCAUCACAAGUAUGUGGUAUACACGACGCGAACAACCGGUGCGUAUUGGCCUGUGGUACACUGCCAACGGACUUGGAAUCGCACUUGGUGGGUUGCUAGGUUAUGGCAUUGGCCACAUCAGAGGUGCACUCCCAUCCUGGAAGUAUGAGUUUAUUGUAAUCGGAGCACUUUGCUCCACCUGGGGAAUAGUGAUGUUCAUUUUUCUCCCUGAUUCGCCUGUCUCUGCUCCUGGCCUCAGUCAGAAGGAACGGCGAAUUGCGGUCGAGAGAAUUCGAGAAAACCAGACCGGUAUAGAGAACAAGCAUCUUAAGCCUUAUCAAGUGCUGGAAGCAUUUUUGGAUUACAAAAUGUAUUUUUUCUUUACUUUGGGUCUGGUUUCUAAUAUUCCCAAUGGCGGAAUCUCGAACUUUGGAACAAUUAUUAUCAAAGGAUUUGGAUACUCUACCCUCGUAACCACUUUAAUGCAGAUCCCAUACGGGGCACUGAUCGCUUUAUCUAUCCUUGUCUGUGUAUAUCUCAAUGAUCGCUUUGAAAAUAGACGCUGCCUAUUUAUCCUUGUCUUUCUCAUUCCUAACAUAACCGGAGCUUUCGGCUUGCGGUUUGUGCCACAGAACCAACGAGUUGGCCGCUUGAUCUGCUACUAUCUGACAGGGCCAUACAAUGCGGCUUUUGUCCUGAUUCUGAGCAUGCAGAUUGCAAACACAGCAGGCAAGAACCUCUAUCUUCUGUCUCCCCCUCCCCCAGGAGGAUCCAAAACAUGA